Messenger RNA from Actinia tenebrosa (Australian red waratah sea anemone), 625 nucleotides. RefSeq lists its product as uncharacterized. Lineage: Eukaryota; Metazoa; Cnidaria; Anthozoa; Actiniaria; Actiniidae. Gene Ontology annotation, biological process: regulation of double-strand break repair; chromatin organization. Gene Ontology annotation, cellular component: nucleus. The record is from RefSeq and is a predicted model, not a curated record. Gene Ontology annotation, molecular function: histone binding; DNA binding.
AGGAAAAGGUGAAAAGAGAAAGAGAACAUCAGCUAAGGUACAAAAAUCUUCAGAACAAGUAAAGGAUGAUGAUGAAGAUGAAGAUGAAGAAGAGAGUGAGGAGGAAGAGCCUAARAAGAAAAAGACCAAAACUGAAAGCAAAGAGACUACAAAAUCAAAGGGAAGCCCCAAGAAAGUAUCAUCUCCUACUAAAACUAUGAAAGAAACAAAAAAAUCUCCGAAGAAGGAAAAACCAAAAUCUGAAAAGAAAGAAAGUGCAAAGAAGGAAACAAAGGAUAAAAAGAAAGAAGCUAAGAAAGACACCAAGAAAACAAAGAGUAAACCAGUGACAGUCAAAAUAACAGCAGGGAAAAGGAGCCCAAAGAAAUCACCCAAGAAAGUCGAGAAGCCAGUUGAUGAUGAUGAAUCAUCCUCAGAUGAUGAACCAUUAGCAAAGAAGAUCAAGAAACAGCCGCCUACUAAUGAAGAAUUAGCUAGUGCUGUAAAGGAUAUCCUAAAAGAUGCUGACCUUGAUGAGGUUACAGUGAAGUCCAUAAGCAAACAAGUUUUUUCGAAGUUUCCAGAAUUUGAUUUGAGUGAUAGGAAAGGUUUUAUCAAAGAAACUGUAUAUUCGGUAAGAACAUAA